UUUGUGGGAAUGUGUGUGCUGGUCAAAGGCGGAGUAAGAUCCUGAGUCAGAACAGAACAAGGAGACUGUUGUCAGGGAGUCAGAGAACCAGAGGCUAUAGAACCAGAGGCUAUAGAGCCAUAAGCUAUAGAACCAGAGGCUAUAGAACCAGAGCUAUAGAACCAGAGGCUAUAGAACCAGAAGCUAUAGAACCAUAUACUAUAGAACCAUAUGCUAUAGAACCAGAGGGUAUAGAACCAAAGACUAUAGAACCACAGGCUAUAGAACCAGAGGCGAAAGAACCGGAGGCUAGCUGGGUAAUCAUGUCGUUCCAAGGGGAAAACAGCACUGCCGCAGCUUCCGGUGGAGAAAGCAGUUGCUCCUCUGAAGAUGAAGGAGAUAUUCAGUGUGAGAUUCUGGAAAAGCAGAGGGAUGAGGCCAGUCAGAAGCUGUCUGAGAUGGAGGAAGUAUCCUCUCAGCUGUUGAAGGAGAUGGAUGUCCUAGAGAUGCAGUUCCAGAUUGAACGCUCCUGCAGGGAGAGUGCAGAGGCCCUCGCUGUCAAGGUGACCAAAGAGAACAAGGUUCUGAAGAGGAGAAGCCAGGCUCUGCUGCCACUCCUCCCUAAGCUUCCUGAAAACAUGGCCACCGUGACCUUUGACCUGGAGUCUGACCAGGGGGUCGACCCCAACCCUGAUGGGGACAGCGGUGAGGAGGCUGUGCUGCAAGAACAGGCACAGAUCAGAGAGCUGCAGGCCUCAGUGGAACAGCUGCUGGGGGAGAAGAUGCAGUUAUGUGAGCAGGUCAAUUCACUGAAGAGAGAGCAGAGCCAGCUCGAAGAACAGUUGGCCCUAGACAUUGGGGAGAAAGAGGCUAUACUGAAGAAACUGUCCAAGCAGAACAAGAACAUGAAUAAGAUGAAGAGAGUAUCCCAGCUAGUGACAGAGGAGUUCACAGAGAUCAGUCAGAAACUGGAGCUGGAACAGGGCCUCAGACAGCACGCAGAGGUCUUCGCUCACCAGGUGUUGGUGAAGCAGAAGGAGACCCAGAGACAGAGCAUGGUGCUGCAGCAGAGUCCAGAGACCAGUCUCCAGCUCCAACAUGCUCUGGAACAGGUGGCCCACAUCAGCAGUACCCUACAGGACAUACAGCGCUACUACCGAAACCAGGUGAAACCGACCCAGUCUGCCCUGGAAGAGAGCAGUGUUCUAUCUGAGCUGCAAUGUGUCAGAGGCCAACUGGAGAGCAGUGAGGAGGAUAGGAGGACCAUGGACACCCAGCUCAGGGAGGCUCAGAACACUCUCACCCAGCUUCAGGGGGAAGUGAAACAGCUCGAGGAUAGGCUGAAAGACGCAGAGAAAGACCUGGUUUCAGAGAAGGACAACUCAACCCCUGCACUUCCUCCUCCACUACCUCCUCCUCCACCACCCCUACCCCCACCUCCCUCCAGUACUGCUGUUGAUCCCUUAGUCGUCCUUCGCAACAAGAGGAAGGAGUCAGCCAACAACAUUGAUAAGAAUAAGCCAGAUCCUACUUUGGACAUGAAGACCCGAGCGGUGGAUGCGAUGAUGGAGAGGAUAAAGAAAGGCAUUGUCCUGAGACCCACUCAGAGACCACAGGUCGGAUCAGAAGAUGACCGUGCCUGGAGGGACCAGAGGAUUGAGAAGAGAAAGUCAGCUGUGCUGGAGCUGAAAGGAAUGCUGGACACCAUAAAGCACCAAGGCCACAGGAGGGCAUGGUCACGGAAUAGGUUCAGCCGAAAUGUGGGGGAGGCAGAGCUACAGAUGGUGCUACAGAGAAGGAGACGGGCCAUGGCGGAUGGACAGGACACCCCCAGCUCCGCCCCCUCCACUGCCAUAACCCCUACCAAAAUACAAGGCCCGCAGCCGGGCGGUCCAGCAGCAGGAGCACUUCCCUGGGCAGGAGAGAGUGGCAGCACCCCUGUACUCCGGAGGCUCCAGCAAAACAGAGAGAAGAGGAACUCCCGUAUCAGAGAAUCAGAACUGAUCAUCUGCCAGGAGAACAUCUGAAAGUUGGAAAAACGGAUGACUAGUUUUGGGAUACUGUACCACAGUGUUUCCCAAACCUCUCAUUGAGUACCCCCAGCCAGUCCACAUAUUUGAUGUAUAUGUGGAACCUUUGCCUGUAAUAAUAAUAGUAACUAAAAUGUGAGUGGCUUGGGUUCAGGCUUGACCUUAAUCUUUGGGUUUUGGGGACCCAAAGGGGUGCACAUUUUUAUUUUUGCCAUAGCAGUACACUCCUGAUUGAAAUAAUCCAAGCUUGAUGAUGAGUUUAUGACUUGAAACUGCUGUGCAGUGCUAGGGAAAACAAUUACAUUUGGAUCACCAAGACCAGGAUCAAGAAACACUGRGUUAAGGGUAGUAAGCCAAUGGCAAAGACCUUUCUGUGGCAGUAAAAAUGUACAAGGAUAUUCUACUUGUGCUGGGUGUGAGAAAUAUUUGAAUGGCAAUAUGCCCUUUUUUUAAUAACCGAUCCAUGAAUUUCUCUCAAUUCACAUUCAAUGUUGCAACGAGAAAAGCAAAGAGUGAGAAGAACAUGGUUCUGCAUUGAUGCUCUUAUCGUGGAAUUCUUGGUGCAUUAUUGUCCUGAUGCUCUGAAAACUUGUCUCUUUUUGUAUARGGGUCACUUCACUCUAAUACCUGCUAUGCUUCAGCUAUGUAAAAAACAACUUAAAAGUGGAAAUAAUACAAUAUUUUAUUCA
Molecule: messenger RNA, 2698 nt
Organism: Salvelinus sp. IW2-2015
Lineage: Eukaryota; Metazoa; Chordata; Actinopteri; Salmoniformes; Salmonidae
Gene: shtn2
Product: shootin 2
Biological process (GO): neuron projection morphogenesis; positive regulation of neuron migration
Cellular component (GO): axonal growth cone; cell leading edge; cytoplasm
Source: RefSeq, a predicted model, not a curated record